This is a messenger RNA of Phycomyces blakesleeanus NRRL 1555(-), 360 nucleotides long. Its product is annotated as basic-leucine zipper transcription factor. Bases 1 to 360 code for a protein of 119 amino acids. The transcript has 2 exons. The record is from RefSeq and is a predicted model, not a curated record. NCBI's taxonomy places the organism in Eukaryota, Fungi, Mucoromycota, Mucoromycetes, Mucorales, Phycomycetaceae. Gene Ontology annotation, molecular function: DNA-binding transcription factor activity. Gene Ontology annotation, biological process: regulation of DNA-templated transcription.
AUGCUAUCAACAGAACGUAAAGAUAAAAACAGACUUGCACAGGCAGCAUUUCGUGCACGCCAAGCAAACUAUUCUCGGCAACGAGAUAAUGCCUUAUUGAAACUCGAGGCCAAGAUUAGUAGUCUCGAAAAAUCUCAUCAGGAAGCUAUCAAUCGUGCACAUCAUGCUGAACAAAAUUACAUCAACUUGGCAAAUGAACUUUACAAUGUUCAACAACAACUUUCAUUGUCAAUGAUUGAAAAUGAAUACUGGAGAUCCUGCUUAACUGAUCUGCAGCAAAGCCUAGAGCAACCUUGCGCUGUGCCUGAUUACAACCCAGAUUUUCUCAUCGUCGAUUCUUUAACAGAACACCCGGACUAG